CGUCCUAGAGACGGAAGAACAAAAUUCAACGAGUUCAGCGGACAAAAAGAACAUUUUCAAACUAUUAGAAAACACCAAAUGCGUUACUGAGGCGCCGUUGCAUAGGCAAAGUCUUCGCCCUGAACCUUGAACCGGAACUGGUGUGAUGCGUAAAUUGUGAAAUGAGUGAUGAUGCAUGUCUUUGAGGUGACUUUGACACUACCGUAUGUUUCAGGAGUGUAGCUGUCAGCCAUUUACUUUGAUGACAAUGUUGUUUUUCUCUGAAUUUGGUAAACGUUUCGUAUAUUAGAUCCCCUGUGAAGUUCAGAUUUCGCGAGAUCAGUCGAGCGCAAGCAAGAAGACCGUCCAUCAUCCUCAUGACAACUAAGGUUCAUUGAUGAAGUUUUAAAUAACCAAGUAAACUAGAAACUAAAAGUAAGCUGGAUGAGAUGUUUCCCUUAAAGAAUAUUGAAACUUUGGGGGCUGAAAGUGAGCAGCCAGCUAGUAAAGCCAGGAAGCCAUUCAAAAGGAAAAGACAACUUUCAAAACGAGAGCCAGAUGAAGACCCAGUAGGUGAGAAGCCAAAGUCAAAGAAAAGUCAGGGCAUUAAUGAAAUGCACAAAUUGCCCACUGUUAGAAAUUAUCCUAGGCAAAACCCUAGUACUGUAAGUGGCGCAGAAGGCGUUGUUGCUGUUAAAAAGAAACCUAAACAUAAAACAAACCAAAGUGUAUGCGUAGAUGAAGCAUCAAGUUUUGCUAGCAGUCGAGGAAAAGGAAAACAAAAGAAACCAGGGAAUCCAAAUUUAACUGGAGCUAAUAGCUUUGAUGCUACUACAGAGAAGUCAAAACAAAAGAAAAAAGGUUUGAGUUUGACUGAAGGUGGCAGUAUUGCUGUAACAGAGAAGCCUAAACAGAAGAACCGCAAUUUGAAUGGAACUAGUGACAUUAUUGUUGAGAAAGUAAAGGUUGAAAACAGAAAGUUCCAGAAUCAAAGAAAAAAUGAAGUAAUGACCCGUCUACCUGGUAAGGAGAAACCCAAGAUGAAGAAACAGCAGUUCCAAAGUACAGAAGGGGCAAGUGGCUCUGUUGCAGGUAACACAGUUAAGCCAAAAGCUGCUUCCCAACCUGUCUUUGUGUCUAAAAAGAAAAAACCUGUCAAGGGGCAAAUACAGACCAAAGUUAUAACAAAAGAAGAAAAUCUUGGGCAGAAGUUGAAGAAAAAGAAGAAGAAAGCUCAGACUGUAAAUGUAAUUGGUUGGCAGCAGCUGGAAAAAGACCUUGAGAGUUGCAUAUCGUUUAAUGGGGAUAUUGAAGGAGCAUCAGCAUUACCAGAAUGCAGUUACCAAUCUAAGGAUAGCUUGAUGUUAAGUGGUUGUGACUCAGAAAAGGAUGUCAUUGGGAAGAAACUAUCGAAAAAAAUGAAGUCCCUUCAGCUUAGUACUAGUGUUGAUAAGCAGUCAGAAAAUGCAUCCAAAAAAUUGUCAAAGGUAAAAAAAGGUGGAGGGAAUGCAAAGAAGAAAAAGACAAACAUAGCUAAAGAGAAGCCAUAUGUAAUUGAAACUGAAACUUUUGACAACCAAAGAUUAAUUUCAAACCCUAAAGAAUUAUUUAAAAUAGGUAAAGAUGCUUAUAUUGUAGUUUUGUUACCUGGUCAGUCAUUAUAUGUGCAUGGCCUUGUUUCUGUCCAAGUCUUAGUUGGAAGAGUGAUGGUUCUUGGAUACAGAAUGGAUGAACUAGAGAAACAGAAUAUUUUCUCUUUUAAUAGUCAUGCACUUUUAAGUAUAAAUGCAACAGAGGGCCAUAGACUGAAUGCUUCUCGACAUUCAUAUCUGCUUGAUUAUGGUCUGUCAAGACAGCAACUUGAAGAAGCUGCAAAGACAGAGGUUGAACCACUGGUUAUUUUUGAGCUGAGAAAGACAGUUUUGCCCAUUGCAAAACAGCUUGCAAUAAUUGGAAAUCAACAAGUGAUGGUACCCAAAGAUAGAGAAGGUCAUAAAACCUUGUAUGGAUUAAUUGUUACAGAAGAAAAUUGUCACAAAUAUGCUCUUAUGGAGGAGUCAGCAGAGUGGAGGGAGUUGAUGGAAAAUGUACAACUCUAUUUUGAAUGUGGUAUUGCCCCUCGACUGGUGUUGUGUGGUGGCAAAGGGGUGGGCAAGUCGACUCUGUUCAAAUAUGUUGUUAAUCGUUUGCUUAGCAAGAAAGGUACUGUAGUCCAGUGUCUUGAUACAGAUCCAGGCCAGUCAGAGCUCUCUCUACCAUCCUGCCUCUCACUCACACAAGUUCGUGAACCAUUGCUUGGGCCUGCAUACACACACCAUGCCAACCCUUCUUCAGCAAAUGUGAAACAAAUAAUGGUUGGAGUUGUUUCACCUCAGUUUGGUCUACAGAGGUACAUUAAAGCUGUGAAAGAUUUGCUCGAAUUGAGUAGGAAGCAUCCCGAUCGACCUCUUGUUGUGAAUACAAUGGGUUGGACAGUAGGCACAGGAUUAGACCUUAUGUUGGAUUUGAUAAGAAUUAUGUCACCAUCACAUGUGAUUCAGAUACAAAGAAACUAUGCAGAAUCGAACUUUGCUGUGCAGUUAAGUGAUUAUAAUGUCCAGAAUUACUUGGGAGGCAUCUGUACAAAGAGCAAUAAUUGUGAACUUCAUUAUAAUCUAACUGAAGUUAAAGCACUGUCAGGCAGAAAAGUUGCAGGUGCUUUCACACCAAAACUCUUCAGAGAAUUGGCAGUGAUGCUACAACUUUCUGAUAUUUUAAUUGACUUUACAGAAAAUCCUUCUGACCAGGAGGAUGGUUCUCACACACUGAUUAUUCCAUGGCCUGAGAUUGUCCUUCAUGUGUGUGGAUCAAAGAUACCAAAGGCUCGAAUACUGCAAGUGUUGAAUGGUAACUUGGUUGCUCUUUGCCAGGUUGACCCCAAAAAGGUUGAAUUUAUUGCUCCUGAUCUUCCUAAGCAACUUACAGAUGACUUAGAUUUUGGUCAGUGCUGGGGAUGGGGUGUUGUCAGAGGCAUUGAUCCUUUGACGAAAUCACUUCAUAUUUUGACAUCUGUCCAGUCAGAGAUCAUCGGCACAAAAAUUAAUGCAAUUGUGAAGCCAGAAAUGUAUAUCCCUGACAGAUUUUAUAAUUUCUUUACAAAAGGGGAAGGUCCAUAUUUUCAGAAAAUGCAUAGGUCAGGUGCUGGAAGAUUGAAAGUUAGUCGUCAAAUCAAGCCAAAAAUGCCAAAAUUUGGACCAAAGAAAGAUAAUUAAGUUCUUUAGUAUCUGUGAAGUUAGUCAUGAGUUAUUUUUAUGCAUUGUUUAUAUUUACAAUAAUCAUAUUGUUUGUUUCUUGUCUGAAUUUUGCAUUUUAUAAGUAGCUGGUAAUGCUAUUUGCUAUCAUUGAAAUAAAUUUUACAUUUUU
This is a messenger RNA of Macrobrachium nipponense, 3381 nucleotides long. Its product is annotated as polynucleotide 5'-hydroxyl-kinase NOL9-like. Gene Ontology annotation, biological process: cleavage in ITS2 between 5.8S rRNA and LSU-rRNA of tricistronic rRNA transcript (SSU-rRNA, 5.8S rRNA, LSU-rRNA). Gene Ontology annotation, cellular component: nucleus. NCBI's taxonomy places the organism in Eukaryota, Metazoa, Arthropoda, Malacostraca, Decapoda, Palaemonidae. The record is from RefSeq and is a predicted model, not a curated record. The coding region runs from base 429 to 3230 and encodes 933 amino acids. Gene Ontology annotation, molecular function: polynucleotide 5'-hydroxyl-kinase activity. The transcript has 6 exons.